UUUAAUUUUCUUAAAAAAUUAAUCAAUCUGUAGAAUUUUCGGAAGAAAAAGUUGUUAUUUUAUCAAUCAAUUAAUAUUGUAUUUUAUUAAUCAAUUAAUUAAUUAAUUAGUUAAGCAUUUAACUGGCGGAUAUGGAAUUUGAAAGUUUGCCAGAGCAAGUUAGGAAGAGGGUAAAAGUUUUUGAUGAUGGUGCCACCAUUAAAAUUCCUCUUCCUCUCAUUGGCUUCCAAAAUAUGUUUGAUCCUGGACCUGGUGGGGUAUACUUGCUGGCAAACUAUUUCACAUUGGCAACCUUCAUAUCUACCAAAACUCCAAGUUUUAUGCAGAAAUACCUGGCAAACACAGGAACAUACGAUGUGUAUGCAGUUCAGACAAUCCUGAUCAUCAAACCACACUUCUACACAGUUAUCAGACCAUAUGAAUGUUGGGAGGAGUUAGAAUCUCAUAUUGAUCUCGUUUCAUUUUACAGAUCUACCAUUGUCACCAGUCAGACAAUCAGAGUGAAGAAGACCCAGCAGAUCGUAUCCCAGGUGCUUGCCAAGUUGAUAACAAUCGACUCCACGACAAAGAAAUCUCACCACAUUCCAGAGAUGUUUUGUGAAAGAUUCUCAAAAUAUCACAAAAAACCUCACCCCACCUUCAAAGACAUCAAAAAUUUCAUAGAAAUCAACAGAAACAUGAGCAAGGAAGCGUUAAAAUCACUCUUCCUCGAAUCAGACAGCUUUAGGGAGGUCUUCAAAGUCGAUCUGACAGCCAGUGAGACAGACCAAGACUGGAACUAUCAUCUCUCAAACAGUGUCUACAUUAGAAUCUGUGGCGACACAUUGAAACAAGCAAUCAGCAAAAAUAAAACCUUCAACAGGACAUUUGGACUGCACAAAGAUAGCAUGAAGAUACCAAGAGUCAACAAUUCAUACCUGAAGGAAUGCAAAGCCGGGGAUGAAUUGAGAAUUCUUUGCAUACUGCACAUCUCUAAUCCCCAGAAAGUUGAAUUUAGAAUUUUCAAGAUGGCCAAUGUCAAGGAAGAUGUUAGGAUAGUGUAUGUUGGCGAAAUGCAGAUUGAUAUUCAUACAUCGAAAUUGUAA
Molecule: messenger RNA, 1085 nt
Organism: Helobdella robusta
Lineage: Eukaryota; Metazoa; Annelida; Clitellata; Rhynchobdellida; Glossiphoniidae
Exons: 3
Coding region: 132-1085 (317 amino acids)
Source: RefSeq, a predicted model, not a curated record